This is a messenger RNA of Closterium sp. NIES-65, 1896 nucleotides long. NCBI's taxonomy places the organism in Eukaryota, Viridiplantae, Streptophyta, Zygnematophyceae, Desmidiales, Closteriaceae. The record is from the annotation of a GenBank genome assembly.
AUGGCUAGCCCUACGGUUCUUACCUUCGAUGCUGAGGGACGUGCUGUUGACUUCAACGUCUGUCACCUGCCUUUUGGUGAGCGCGCGCACUUUGGCCAGUACAAGACUGCUAAGUCUUUGUAUGACGCUGUCGUAGCGCGCUACUCCUCCCCUACCACUGCUACCCUCAGCCGCCUCAUGCUACCGUACCUGUUCCCUGACCUUUCUGCCUUUGCCAUAGUCGCUGACCUCAUUACUCACCUCUGCACUAGUGACACCCGCUACCGCGCUGCGCUUCCCUCCGAGUUCUGCGCCAAGAACCCGCCCCCCAUGUACAUCACCUUCUUCUAUCUAGUCACCCGUCUCCCUGACUCCCUUUCUUCAGUCAGGGACCACUUUCUCUCCCUUUGCCCCACUACGCUCACCGUCGACCUGCUAGAGGAGCGUCUCACUACAGCUGAGAAGAGUAUAGUUGCCGUAGGCGCCGCAACAGCAAGGGCAAAGGGGGCAAGGGUGGUGGAGGGGAUGGCGGGGGCGGCGGUGGUGGAGGUGGAGGAGGCGGAGAGGGUGGGGGUGGAGGCAAGGGUGGUGGUGGGAGUGGGGGCAACGGUGGCGGCGGUGGAGGUGGUGGAGGCAGCGGCAGCGGUGGUGGAGGCAGCGGCAACGGCGGUGGAGGCGGUGGCGGCGGCGAUGGAGGUGGCUGAGGCGGUGGUGCUGGUCGGGGUGGAGCUGCGCAGCGUGGAGGCAUUGGAGGCAGCCAGCGCCAGCAGCAGCCGCGUUCCCGCGAGACCCCGUCGCCCCAGCAGCUUCGUGAGUGGUACGCUGGCCGUGGGAGGUCUGGGGGUGUUGGUCCCUGCACGUACGUUCUCCGCACCGACGGGCGCCGUGGGGAGACGUGUGGAGGCCCACAUACGUAUAGAGUCUACUGCUCUAGGUACUGGUGAGGCUGCUGCUUCAGGUGCUAGUGAGUCUGUUGCUCCAGGUGCUGGUGAGUCUGCUCUCUCUGGUACUGCGCCUGCUGAGGCCUUGCACACCUUCACACUUGACUCAGGUGCUUCUCGCUCUUUCUUUCGCGACAGCACCACACUCACGCCGCUCAGUCGGCCUGUUGCUGUCUCCCUGGCGGACCCCUCUGGGGGCCCCGUCCUUGCACACUCCUCCACGGUCCUGCCGUGUCCUGCUGUCCCGUCUGGCUCACUUUCAGGUCCCCACCUCCCUUCGUUCUCUACGAACUUGGAAAGUGGAGCUGCCCUCCAGGAUGAGUGGGUUAACCAGUUCACUCCUGGAGGUCAGCGUGUGACCCACUGUACGUGCUCCCGGACCGGUCGGCACCUGGCCACGUUUACCCGAGCUCCUGGCUCGAGUCUGUACACACUGACUACUGUGUCCCCUCAGGUAGCUGCGUCUGCGUCUGCUUUUGCGCCAGGUCAGCUAGCGGCCCCCUGCUCGUGUCGUGCUUUGUCGCACCAGACCGUCCUGUGGCACAACCAUCUUGGUCAUCCCUUGGUGCAGCGCCUUCGCGGCAUGCACCGCCGUGUCCUUGUCUCUGGUCUUCCCAAGGUUCUCCCUCCCCUCCCUCCCUCGCCUGCUCCUCCCUGUCUUCCUUGUGUCGAGGGGCGGCAGCGCGCCGCUCCUCACUCCUCCUCGUUUCCCACGACGACUGCUCCCCUGCAGACCCUGCACAUGGACGUAUGGGGCCCAGCCCGCGUCCGUGGACAGGACCGCGAGCGGUACUUUUUGCUGGUUGUUGACGACUACUCGCGCUACACCACAGUCUUCCCCUUGUGCACCAAGGGUGAGGUUCCUGAUGUUUUGAUCCCUUGGAUCCGCGCUACCCGUCUCCAGCUCCGCGAGCAGUUCGGGACGGACUUGCUGCCCCACCCGUUCGAGCCAGAGCUGCUGCCCCACCCGUUCUAG